Molecule: messenger RNA, 789 nt
Organism: Dentiscutata erythropus
Lineage: Eukaryota; Fungi; Glomeromycota; Glomeromycetes; Diversisporales; Gigasporaceae
Source: the annotation of a GenBank genome assembly
CAGCAAGAGAAUACUCAACCCCAAAAGGUUACUAUACCACACCUCGGUGCUUUAGAGGAAGACGACGAAUUUGAAGAAUUCACUGCCGAAGACUGGAAUGAAAUGGAAGAAGACCAAGAAACUCAUUUAUGGGAGGAUAAUUGGGAUGAUGAAGAUGUUGAGGACGAUUUUUCUAAACAUGUACUACUUCUUAAAGAGCAAAAUGGACCACUCGCGCUUCAACAUUUCCAUACAAAAAUGACAGAAAUUUUCGCGUGUCGAACUCCCGAACGUUGGGUGAUUGCUGCGAAAUUAUAUUUUGAUACCAAAAUCGCUAGUAAUAGUGAAACGAUAAAGAAACAGUUGUACACUAUAGGUUAUUCCAAUAUUAAUCGACUAUUCGUAUUAUCGGAAGAUUGUAUUAUUGAAACUGAAACCGAAAUGGAUAUCGUUAUUUCAAGUCUAAAAAAUUUAUGGCAACAUAGACCCACUUCACGAUAUGAAGGUAACGCGUAUAGUGUAGGUGAUUUUAUUGUUCGAGCUGCUAAUCCAACUAUUGUUCAAUCUUCUUAUCAAGGCAUGUUGGUUGAGGUUGAAUAUCUUCCUACUGUACAUCCACAUGUUGCUAUUCCACUUUUACAUGAAUUUAUUGAUAUGAUAAUUACUCCAAAUUCGACAGUUGUACAAUGGGAACCAAAAGGUGAGGAUUCAUAUUCAAAAGUAGGUUUGUCGGAAGAAAUUUUUACAAGGACUCACACAAGUUAUCAGUAUAUGAGAUUAUUUAAAGCCGAGAACUUAUUAUUAUCUUGA